Mytilus californianus (California mussel) is the source of this 3020-nucleotide messenger RNA. RefSeq names its product E3 ubiquitin-protein ligase RNF216-like. The coding region runs from base 72 to 2543 and encodes 823 amino acids. Lineage: Eukaryota; Metazoa; Mollusca; Bivalvia; Mytilida; Mytilidae. Gene Ontology annotation, molecular function: zinc ion binding. The record is from RefSeq and is a predicted model, not a curated record. The transcript has 8 exons.
UGCUUAGUAAGCAGAAUACCCUUACAGACAAGUUAGUCCUUACGUUACAAAAUAUCAUUGAGUCUUUGGAAAUGGAGAGAACAGAGGACGGAGUAUCAAAAUGCAAGCAGGGAAGAUUAUCCGAAAAUGGUUUUACAAGUAGUCAUGAAAUGAUAGAGGAAGAAGAAUCAUUAGAGGGUACUGAAGAGUACAAUGCAGACAGUCUUUUCAGUCAGGAAACUCUGGCAUACUCACAAGAUGUUGGAGGUUUGGAUGAAGUCCAAGCAUACAAUGGAACUGGUAGAGAUGAAAAUGUACCAAAAAUGACUAAAUUAAAAUCUGUAAUGGAAGAUGCCAACUUUAUUGCUGACAUUUUGAGUGAUGUAGAUGUAUCUGAAAUUUAUGAUAAAUUAAAAGAAAUUAGAUCAAACAAAAAUAGAAUUGAAGUUGUGACUAAUCAACUUCUAGAAAGACAAUCAAAAAUAAAAGCUCCAGCUAAACCAUCAACGACUGGAGCAAACCUCAUGAAGGAUUUUGUGAAAAUAAUUGAUUUAACAACAACUAAUAUGCCUGCUUUACCUGUGUCAGCAGAGGAUAUUCAGGAACUGUUAGAUGCAUCUCAGAACAGAAAAGAUCGUGUGGAUCAUGUAUUCUCGCAGAUUCUCAGUUUAUAUUGUCUGAAACGUCAAGGUCACGGUGAUGUUAUUAAAGAUAUGAAAACAGUUAUUGUCCAGUAUCCAGGUAUCCCUUUUGAUGAAAUUUCACAAAUGAUGCUAAAAAAGAAAACACAGACAGACAGAACACAGCAAAUUUUAGACUAUUUUGUACCAAAGAGAACUGAUUUACAGAAGUCGGAUUCAGUUAUUAGUGUUUCUGCAUUGGCCAAUGACUUGUUAUACAAAGAUACACGUAUCAUUGCUAAAGUAAUGCCAGACAUUGAUAGAAAUGAAAUAUAUGCUUAUUUAGAAGCACAUCACCAUGAAAAGAACCGAAUUCAAGUAGUCAUAGAGGAAUUGAUGAAAAUGAAACCAGGUGGAGAAAGUCUAGGGUCUUUAGAUGUAUCAACUGAUGGGCCAAUGACUUCUCCUAAACCAAGUAAAGGAAUAUUUAAUAUCCAAGAUGAAGUAGAUGAACUCAGACAAAUAUUCCCUGACUGCGAUCCUAAUUAUUUGUAUGAUGAGUUAGAAAAAAAAGCUGAUGACAAAGAAAGAAUGAAAACUGUUGCCAUGGCAAUGUUUGAAGAUAAAAAGUAUCCAAAACUAAAGGAAAGAGAAGAACAGGAAAAUAAAAUAUCAACUCGUAACAGAAUUAAAAAUUUGAAAUUUGACAUGGAGGAAUUUAUGCAGAAGUUUCCAGAGCCUGUUAAAUUCUUUGAAGAUUAUAAUAGGAAGAUGAAUGAGAAUUAUUCAAAACAUGUAGAUAUUCAAAUAAGAAAUGACUUUCCUCAGCUGAAAGGGAAAUAUAUAAAGAAAAUACUAGAUAAACAUAAUCAUCAUUACACAACAACAAGGAAAGAAAUACAAGCAGAUGUAGCAGAUGCUCAGUUGAGAAACCAAAGAAAGAAAAUGAAAUCCAAACCUAGAACCAAGACCGUUAAUCUUCCAGAAGACCCAGAUGAGUUCUUUUAUUAUGAAAUUUUGUAUUGUGAACAUGAACCUCUUAUCAAAGAUCAUUUGGAAGAAAAGGAAAGAUUUCUACAGUUGCAGAGAAAACAAGCCAAAGAAAAUGGAGAAUUAUUUGAAUGUGGAUGUUGUUUUGAUGAUGAAUGUAUGUUCGAAGAAAUGUCAGUCUGUGCUGAAGGUCAUUUAUUCUGUAAAGAAUGCAUUAGAAGGUCAUCAGAAGUGAUCAUAGGAGAUGGUAAAACAAAAUUUCCAUGUCUCCUGGACUCUUGUAAGGAGGAAUUCCCUGUAUCCAUCCUGCAGCAAAUAUUACCUACGAAUAUGUUUUCUAUAUUAUUACGGCGACUACAAGAGGAGGAGAUAAAACAAGCUGGCAUUCCUGACCUUGUUAGUUGUCCAUUUUGUAGUUUUGCUACCAUUAUGUCCGAUGAAGAUAAGGUUUUCAAGUGUUUGAAUCCAGAAUGUUUAAAAGAAUCCUGCAGAUUAUGUAAGGAACCCGAUCAUGUUCCCUACCGUUGUGAUGAAGUUGAGAAGCAGGGUGAAACAAAUAUGAGGACCUUUAUCGAGAACAAGCUCUCAGAAGCCAUGUUACGAACCUGUCAUCAAUGUGGCAAAAGAUUUAUGAAAGAGGUGGGAUGCAACAUGAUGACAUGUGUAUGUGGUGCACAUAUGUGUUAUGUUUGUAGGGAACCAGAUAUUCAAUAUGAUCACUUUAGUGGUAAUGAUUGUAAUGAAGACAGUAUGAAAAAAUUACAUUUAAAGGAAAUGAAAGAGGCAGCCAUAGCAGCUAAAGAAAAAUAUCUAGAAGAUCAUCCAGAAUGUGCUGAAAUUGACCUAAAGUUCGAUCCUAUUAAACUUGUGGAAAACUUUGCUGCUGCCCAAGAGGAGGAUGAGGAUGAAGAAUACAAUGAAGAUGAAGAUGAUGAUGAUAAUUAUGAUGAUUGAUUAACAUGUCAAUUGGGUGUAGGUUGUUCUGAUAAUGGAGAAGUAUAUUGUCAUUGCUUGGUUGAUCAAUGGCUAGAGAAUAAUUGCCAUGACAGUGGAGAUAAACUAGGAAACAUCAACUUCUUGGGAGCAAUAGAUUGCUGUUUAAUAUUAAGAAUUGGACCAUCAUCCAAACAUCUGUGAUGUGAUGGAUGAAGGUCAUUAUAUGAGGAAGCCAAGGGCUUCCGAGGGUUAAUAGUGAACCUUUUAUUAUGUGCCAGCCACACGCCUAUUUUACAGUUGAGUGAUUUUUUGUAUGUCCAGGUAGUAUAUAAGGCCAGUUGACCUGAGUAGUAUCCUCUUUUAUUUUGAGGCAAACAGUAAAAUCUCCAGUGUAUAUAGGUAGUAACACGACCAGUAUUUGCAUUUAUAUCAAACCUUAUCGGGAAUGGGUAUUCACUAGGGAGGGUACUAUUAACCCUCGCAAGCCCUUGGCUU